AAUUGUUGGGUCACUGAAAGGUACAAUGAUCUUCCUGACAAGCUGGAUUCCUGUCCUAACUACGUUUCUGCUUCUCUUAUAUUUCUGGAGAGCAAAGGUCUCUGCCUCUGGAACAUCCGAGGAGGAGGCAAUAGACCCCAAGUAUGUUAUCAUAGGAGUUACCCUGGGAGUCUUCCUAGCAAUUGGUUUUUUAGCACUAAAGAUCUGCAUGAUCAAAAGGCAAUUGAUUGACAAUGACUUUGUAGAUUCAGACAACAGAGUGGAUAAAAGGUCACACGUGGAAUCCGCUGCGAUGAGAGAAGAAGUCAAUUUAUAAGAACAGCAAAAUACAACGGACCUC
Molecule: messenger RNA, 340 nt
Organism: Emys orbicularis (European pond turtle)
Lineage: Eukaryota; Metazoa; Chordata; Testudines; Emydidae
Gene: TMEM273
Product: transmembrane protein 273
Exons: 6
Coding region: 26-316 (96 amino acids)
Source: RefSeq, a predicted model, not a curated record